ACAGUUGCCCCACAUGCAGGCAACUCACAUGGCGCAAUGGGGCCAUGUUUCUUCUCCCAGCUGGGCACAGCAGGUGAUCCUGAGGAACCCCAGACACCACAGAGUGCAGAUGGUGUCUUCUUCCUGGAAGAGGAAACGUUGCAGCUCAGAGCUGGACAAAGCAUCAGCCUUUCUCCCCAGCCUUAUUUCUAGCGACUACCUCGGGACCAGCUUUCAGGCGGUCCACGGAGUGCUGCUCUUUGCGGAUAUUUCAGAUUUCACCUCUUUGACAGAGGACUGUGUCUGGAAGGAUGGUUCACAGAGAGGCACUGAUGAGUUGGCAGAAGACCUCAAUCACUACCUGUGUGACAUUUUGGAGGACAUGCUGACUCUUGGAGGUGACAUCUUGAAGUUUGCUGGGGAUGCUGUGCUGCUGCUGUGGAGAGCAAGACCCAGUGAGAUGGCCAAGACCAUCAGCCUUGUGGUGCACUGUAGCCGGCAGAUCCAGAAGAAGUACUGGAGGCAUGACAUGAUCGUGGGUCAGAAAUUCCGACUAAAGAUAGGGAUCUCUGCAGGGAAUAUGCACCAUCUGAAGUUUGGAGACGAGAGGCAGCAGUACUUCUGUGUCAUUGGCAAGGCCUUGGAGGAUGUCUGUGAAGUGGGAAAGCUUGCAAAAGCAGGUGAAAUUCUCCUCUCACCUUCCUGCUGGGAGCUAUGUGAGAAGCACAGGCUCAGGACCAGCCAUAUUGCUGGCAAAACAGCUGUGAAGGUUACAGGCAUGAAGCAGAUGUCUUGGUCGGAAUGCCAAGAUGUUUUAGACAAGCUUCCAGAGAAGGAGAAGUGCUUCUUCACGGAAAACGAAUGUGCUGUCAGGCCCACUCUUUUCUUGAACCCUGAUACUGAUGUGGGAGAAAUACUUAGUUACAUACCAAAAGGUGUUCUCAGGAAGCUUGAAGACAGAGUGCCGCGGGACUUCCUCUGUGAGCUACGGCCAGUCACCAUCCUCUUCCUCCACCUGAAUUUUGAAACAAAGGACAUAGUAUCUUUUCGCAGUGUCCUCAAUGAAGUCAGCAGCCUGGUGCAGGAAAUCAUCUGUCCUCACAAGGGUGAAGUGAACAAAGUCUUCCUGUUUGACAAAGGCUGCACAUUCCUCUGUGUGUUUGGACUCCCUGGAGUAAAGCUGCCCCAUGAGAGCAUUCAUGCCUUGCAGAGUGCUUUUCAGAUCUUCAAGUCGUGCUCCAAGAUCAUUGCAAAAACAGGGACAGUGUCUGUGUCUGUUACCAGUGGGAUGGCGUUCUGUGGCGUCAUUGGCCACCCUCUGAGGCACGACUACACAGUCAUUGGCCAGAAGGUGAACUUGGCAGCCCGGAUGAUGGUGAGCUACUCUGGGCUGGUGACCUGUGAUACCUCAACCUAUGCCAGCUCUGGGCUGCCCUCUUGCUACUUCAAGGAGCUGCCGGAGAGAAAGAUAAAAGGCUUCAAACAUCCUGUCACUGUCUAUCAAUAUGUGGGGAUCACCAGCAAGAGCAUAUUUGGCAUGGCUCUUGCCAUGAAGAUGCCAGAUAACACCUCCUUGCUUGGUCGGAAGAAGGAGAUUGACCUCUUUGUCAGCUGCUUGGAAGCCUCUAACCGUUUUGGACAAAGACACAUACUGGCAUUUGAGGGCCCAAGGGGCUCUGGGAAGAGCCGAUUACUUAAUCACCUGGCCCAGUUAGGCCAGUCUGCUGGCUGCAGGGUAUUUGGCAUGGAACUGCUAGAGUUCAACGUGAGGCAGUCCUUCUCUGCGAUGCGUAUUCUGAUGGCCAGGGUGAUGGGCCUCCAUGAGUGUGAAUCAUGCAGUGCCAGGGAGCAUGUGCUACGGACAAAUCUCAACGGGAUAAUUGAAGAGAGCAACUACUGCCUCCUCAAUGACAUUUUCCUUGUCAAGUUUCCUGUUUCAGACAAGGUUCGCCAAAUGCAUGAAAUGCAAAGGAAAGAGGAAUUACAUUCAACCUGGGCAAAAGUGCUAGAGAAGACCAUUGAUAGAAAUGCCAUCUUUCUCAUCGACAAUGCCCAUUUCAUUGACCCUGCUUCCUGGAGUAUCAUGGCACCUCUGCUCUGGAACAUCUCUGUCUUCAUGGUCAUGAGCUUAUGUCCCGGCUUUGCAAGGACUGAGAGCUUUCACAAAGCCACAGCAAACAACCUGAUGUCCCAUAAAAUCAUCUACUUUCAACUAGAGAAGCUGCAACCUUCAGCUGUGGUGCAGAAGCUCUGCCAGGACCUUGGAGUGGUCAGCAUCCCUAGGGCUUUAGUGAGGUUCCUGGUCCAAAGAAGCUUGGGGAUCCCAUAUUACUGUGAGGAGCUGGUGCACUUCCUUCGUUGCAAUGACAUGCUCUUGUUCUGCACCAGGAAGUGGGGUGAAAAAGCAGACGACAACUGGGAGAACCUGAACACUUUUGCAGUCCUGGAGUCAUCCCUCACAACAAGCUCAAGGUCCAGCGCAGGGGCUGCGGCCAUGAUCUGCAUUGUAAGGCCAGGCGUGAACCUGGACAGCACCGUGCUGCCCAGUAACUUGAAAGAGAUUGUGCUGGCUGAGCUGGACGAGAUCAAGCCAUUGGAGCAGACUGUUUUGAAGUUUGCAGCCACCAUCGGGCCGGUGUUCACUACCCAGCUGCUGUCAUACAUUCUUCCAAUUAGCAUCAGGCACAAGAUGACUACCUUGUUGGACAGUCUAGUGAGUGACAACAUCCUCAAGUGGAUGGAGAGUACUGAGGAGCCGGAAGACGUCCAAGAUCCUAGCAAGGAGCCAGCCACCCCUCUGCAGGCAGAGAUUGGUGUGGAGACCUCCCCCCCAAGCAAGCAGAGUGUGGGGUGUCCAUUUGGUGUGCUGAUGUUCCAUAAGCCGCUGCUGCGGGAAGCUGCCUAUGAGCUGUGGAUCCAGAAACAGCGGAUGACCCUGCACCGCAAGUGUGCUGCCUUCCUGGAGCGGUAUGCACACAAAUGCCAGAGCUGCGGUCAAGGGGACUUUAUUGCCUUCCACCGCUUCGCUCUCUCCAGCACCCAGGAUAAAGGGAACUGUAAGGACCUUGAUGAUGACUCACACACCUGGAAGGCCUUGGUGCUGGCUGGAAAACAGCUGAAGAAAGAGAGGGUCUACAUCUCCGCAGGUAUGCUGUGCACCAUGCUCUGUAAUCUGGGCCCUCCGGGAGCCCAGGGAUUGGUGCUGAGGGUCGG
This is a messenger RNA of Neopsephotus bourkii (Bourke's parrot), 3192 nucleotides long. RefSeq names its product adenylate cyclase type 10-like. The record is from RefSeq and is a predicted model, not a curated record. NCBI's taxonomy places the organism in Eukaryota, Metazoa, Chordata, Aves, Psittaciformes, Psittacidae. Gene Ontology annotation, biological process: cyclic nucleotide biosynthetic process; intracellular signal transduction. Gene Ontology annotation, cellular component: cytoplasm. The transcript is spliced from 20 exons. The annotation marks the transcript as partial. Gene Ontology annotation, molecular function: adenylate cyclase activity.